This is a messenger RNA of Dermatophagoides pteronyssinus (European house dust mite), 1561 nucleotides long. Its product is annotated as zinc transporter ZIP13-like. NCBI's taxonomy places the organism in Eukaryota, Metazoa, Arthropoda, Arachnida, Sarcoptiformes, Pyroglyphidae. Gene Ontology annotation, biological process: zinc ion transmembrane transport; intracellular zinc ion homeostasis. The record is from RefSeq and is a predicted model, not a curated record. Gene Ontology annotation, cellular component: membrane. Gene Ontology annotation, molecular function: zinc ion transmembrane transporter activity.
AAACCAAGUUUGAGUUUCUUCUGAUUGGGCAAAUGAUUGAAUACAUUUCGAUAAAAAGAGAGUAGACAAAGUGUGUAUGUGUCUGUAAAUUUUCAAUAAUAAAAGUGUUCACUUAAUGGUCAUCCAAAUCAAAAGCAGAUACGGAUGAGAUAUAUUCACUACUGUUUCGAUUUUUAUAUAUCCGGUUGUUCGCCACACAAUUUCUAUUUGUCAUCUGAUAUUUAUAUAGUUUCAAAUAUCAAAGAAACGUUUUUUUAUCGAUGACUUUGUGAUCAAAUCCUUAGUUACGAUAAGAUUCACCUUUAAAGUGCCUAUCAGUUUAUUAUUAAAAAAAACAAUAAUGGUUGAUGAUAUUCAUUCGAAUCAUUCAUUAUGGUUGGAUGUAUCCAACAAGUGGUCGUCAUCAUUGGCUGCUUUAAUUUCCAUAUCAAAAUCCAAUGAUACAAUCAUAUCGAACAGUCAUGAUGUUAAUGAAAAGAUUACCGUAACAGGUCAUACAACAAUGUUUCAAUUAUAUUUGGUCACUAUUGCUUCCUGUUGUGUGAUAUCAUUUUCAUCAAUGUUAAUGUUGUUGAUAUUUUUACGUUUUUUACAAAAACGUACCGUCGAUCAUUGUCUAGGAAAUUCUUCAAAUAAAUUUGAUCUUGAACAAAGUGAAUUUUUAAAAUUGAUUUUAGCAUUCGCUGUUGGAGCUUUAAUCGCUGACGUUUUUCUACAUAUUUUACCUGAAGCAUGUGGUCAAUUAGUUAUGGCCGGCUAUACGCCACAAAAUACACAACAUUAUCUUGGAGUAUGGAUACUGAUCGGUGUAAUCAUUUUUGCGACGACUGAAACAUUUAUUAGACUAAUUAUUGUGAUAGAAAAUGAUGAGAGCAAUAAAUUUUUAAAAAAUAUAAACGAUGAAAAAAUCACUCAAAAUGGUGAUUCGAAAAAUUUACGAAAUCGACUUCAAAAAUCAUCAAAAGAAAUUAAUGAAUCAUCAUUACCACCAAUGAAUAAUAAUACUCCUACCGCAACAGGUUAUCUUAAUCUAUUGGCUAAUGGAUUCGAUAAUUUUACUCAUGGAAUGUCAGUGGCUGCUUCAUUUUUGGUUAGCUACAAAAUGGGCAUAAUGACAACUAUAGCGAUUGCCUUACAUGAGAUGCCACAUGAAGUUGUCGAUUUUGUUAUACUCAUACGCUCUGGUUUUACCUGUUGGCGAGCAUUUAAAGCCCAAUUAUCCAUAUCAAUAUUCACCAUAAUUGGUAGCUUAUGUGUUCUAUAUUGUGAACAACAAUCGCAAUCGAAUUCUAGUUCUUUUAAUGCAACUUUAUGGAUUUUACCGUUAACGUCCGGUGGUUUCCUUUACAUUGCAUUAACUAGCCUUCUGCCUGAAUUAUUGAAUCUAAAUGAUGAUCAAAACAAUGAACGAUCAAAACCUAAUAACCAUGUGUCAAUAGUAUCUAAAUCACCUUUCAAAAUUGUCACUCGAAAACAAAAAAUUUAUAUCCUAUCAUGCCGUUUAAUGUUUGUCAUAUUUGGUAUAAUUAUCAUGGAAUCGAUCAAUGCUAUUGAUUUGUAA